CAAAUUUUUGAAAGCACAUCAAUUAAAACGCCGCUUUCUCAAGUAGCAGUUAAAAAAUCUAAAGAAAAAAUAUUUUUGCCAAGAAAAAGUAAUUUAAUAUGUCGAGCACUUCCCAGAAAUAUAGGAACUUUGUGGCGGAACCGAUGGGAGACAAGACGGUAACGGAACUGGCAGGAAUCGGCGAAACCCUUGGAAGACGCUUGACGGAAGCUGGAUUUGACAAGGCUUUCAACGUUUUGGGACAGUACUUGGUGCUGAAGAAGGACGAGGAGCUGUUCAAGGAUUGGAUAAAUGGAGUUUGCCACGCAAACACCAAGCAAGCGUCCGAUUGCUACAACUGCCUGCGAGGAGUUCUUGUAAAGGAAUCCAGUUAGAUGAUAACUACCACUAUUAUGCGAUUUAUUUUCCCUUUUAAAGAGAACACCCUUAAUAUUAUGUAAAAAAAACAACUCCCUAGUUACGGUUCUAACUUCAACUAAUUUUUUGUGCAUCUGUUAAUCAAGAUAUAGCAUUCUGCUUUUCAAAUUCUGACAUUAAUAACCUUUGGUUUCAUGUA
Drosophila eugracilis is the source of this 556-nucleotide messenger RNA. Its product is annotated as barrier-to-autointegration factor-like. The record is from RefSeq and is a predicted model, not a curated record. The coding region runs from base 99 to 374 and encodes 91 amino acids. Lineage: Eukaryota; Metazoa; Arthropoda; Insecta; Diptera; Drosophilidae. Gene Ontology annotation, molecular function: DNA binding. The transcript is spliced from 2 exons.